Hyphopichia burtonii NRRL Y-1933 is the source of this 2223-nucleotide messenger RNA. It is a transcript of the gene BRN1, whose product is annotated as condensin subunit. Lineage: Eukaryota; Fungi; Ascomycota; Pichiomycetes; Serinales; Debaryomycetaceae. The record is from RefSeq and is a predicted model, not a curated record. Gene Ontology annotation, cellular component: condensin complex. Gene Ontology annotation, biological process: mitotic chromosome condensation. Gene Ontology annotation, molecular function: chromatin binding. Bases 1 to 2223 code for a protein of 740 amino acids. The transcript has 3 exons.
AUGAAUUCCCAGAUAUUGCCUAAGAAGAGAGGACAGAAUCCGCCCAAUGGUGGAAGCAGCAGGGUAAGCUCGCUUCACGACUUGUCCAAUAAGGGAAGAGCUAUAUCGGGGAGGUCGCUUUCCAAGUCCAAAAGAGUUGCUUCUGGCAAUCGUCACGUAAGUAGGGGUGAUCUUUUCACCAGACCUGAUGAAGAUGCGAUUCACUUUGAUGAAAAUAAACAUACAAUCUUAUCGAACUUUGAAGAAUGGAUUAAGUUGUCUACCGAUAACAAGAUCACAUCGAAGAACUCGUGGCAGUUCGCUCUUAUUGACUAUUUCCAUGAUUUGAAUGUGAUUAAAGAUGGUGAGAAUAUCAAUUUUCAAAGAGCGUCUGCCACUUUGGAUGGUUGCGUUAAGAUUUAUUCCAGUAGGGUGGAGUCAGUUGCGUCGGAGACCGGGAAGUUACUUAGUGGGCUAGCCACCAAAAAAAAUCAAAAUGCCGAUGGAGAGGAUGAUGAGGAGGAGGAUGAUGAAAAUAACGAAGCCAAUGAUGAAGCCAAUGAUUCGACUGGUGGUGAAAACGAUGGCAGAAAGAAAAGGAAAAUCAACAGGAUACUAGAGUCUACUUUGGUUGAUUUUGAUACUAUACGAAUCAAGAAAUUGGACCAGGAGCUUGCCAUUGAUCCAUUAUUCAAGAAGGCGUUGGCGGAAUUUGAUGAAGGGGGUGCUAAGAGUUUAUUGCUCAAUACUUUAAACAUAGAUAAUUCUGGUAGAGUUGUUUUUGAUGCUACCACCAAUAAGGUGAAAGAAGACAAUGAAGACGAAGGUGUCAGCUUACAGCCAAAUGGACACGGUGAUGCAGACAUAGACUUUGAUGGGCUUCAAUCAUUUCUUUAUAAAGAUUCUGCUGAGGAACUCGACUCGGUUACGAUCUGUCCUUCUUUGAAAGAAUUGAAGGUAGUUUUAAAAGAUGUUAAUAAGGCCAAAAGUUUACUAAGUGAUGUUAAUAAUAAGUUUAUACAAGAUGAUGAUAGACUUAGUAAUGCAGCAGACACUCCUUCGAACCUUGGGGAUUAUGAUCAAUUUGGUUUUGAUAAUUAUGAUGAUGGUAAUUUUGGUGAAGAUAAUGAAUUGGAUGAGAAUGCUGAAGCAGGCUCUGCAUUUAAUUCCACGAUAUAUGAUGGUAUUGCACGCUUAUUUCAAGGUGCUGAUGAAUAUGGAGAAGAGGUUAUGCAAACAAAGGUAUUGGAUCAAGAUCUUAUGGCAUAUUUCGAUGACAGAAUGAAGACUAAUUGGAGGGGUCCUGAACACUGGAAAGUUACUAAUUUGAAAAAGACAAAAAAUCAUAUUGAAAAUAACACAACCAAAGCGAGUGAUGAACCGAUUAAAAAUGACGAAAUGGCUGACCCAAUGGCCAACGUUGCAACUAAGAAGAAGAAGAAAGAAGAUGUUAUUGUUAAUUUCAUUGAUUUUGAAAUUGAAGACGAUAAUGAAGAUGAGAUUUUCCAAAAACCGAAAAAUAUGUCGAUGCUUCUUAUCAAAAGCCUGGACCGUGCUAACGAAUCGAAAAACAUGUUACCUGAGGAUAUUCAAUUCAAUUCUAAGAAAUUAACUAACUUAUUUGGUAAGAAACAUAAAUCAAUUUCCCAUUUCACUAGAAAAACCAAAGACGAUUAUAAAGCAGAAAAUAACGAAAAUGAACCCCAGCUUACUGACGAAAACUAUUUCUCCAAACAAUACCAAAAGGAAGAAGAAGAAAGACGCCAGCAAGAACAACUUGCGGCUUCGUUCCAACAAGCAGAGUACGAAGAUUACGAUAAUGAUGAUUUCGGCGAUAUCAAUUUCAACGACGCACUUGAAAGUAACCCAAACGAAGUCAAUGGCGAGGUCAAAUCAGAAGAAGAGCCCGGUACCCAGCUUCUUACCGGAGGCCGUAAAGCAAGACCCGAAUACGUAAACUUCUCCAGAGUUGCCAAAAGAGUUGAUGUCCGGUUGUUGAAAGAUAACCUAUGGAAGAGUAUCUCCAAAAAAGAGGAAGAAGCGGCCAUUGAAGACCAACCAGUCAAGACCGAAAAGAAGUUUGCUGAUGUCAUAACCUCGAUUGGUAAGAUGUACAAACCCGAAGAAAGAAAAGACCUUUCCACCAGUUUCUGCUUCAUCUGCUUGCUACAUUUGGCCAACGAACACAGCUUGGAUAUCACCAGCACCGCUGCCCAUGACGACUUGAGAAUCACCGGCUUCUAA